AAGUCUGUGUUCAGCCAAACUGCAACCAGACUUAUACUGUAGAUCUACAGAGACAUCAUGAGAGUCACUGCAGCCGUCCUAUUGGUCCUCUGUCUCCUGGCUGUCGGUCAUGCCUGGGACUGUCAGGAAAUAGUGGCUAUCAAGAAUCUGGUGCAGAUUGAUGCAGGACUGGGACAAGUGGUUGCUACGAACACAAGUCAAAUCCCCUACUACCUGGUAGGUGAUGAAUGGAUCCCCCUGCCUGGUUCCAUGAAGCAUAUCACUGUAGGACCAGCAGGGAUCUGGGGUGUCAACAAGGCAGACUCAAUCUACAAGUAUGUGGGCGGUAACUGGGUGCAAGCUGCAGGCAGUCUGAAGCAGUUGGAUGCUGGAGGUGACCAAUUUGUUGUGGGGGUUAACAUAAAUCAUACACCAAACUGUCGGACACGUAGUGCCACAGUUGGCUACAAGGGUCCAGGCUCACCCCUUCCAUGGACAAGAUUGCCAGGAGCUGUGAAGUAUUCUAGUUGCGGACCUUUUGGGUGCUGGGCAGUCAACAAGAAUGAUAAUAUCUAUUUAAUGAGUAAUGUGAACAGAGACACCUGUCAAAACAACGGGUGGAGUCAGAUUGGCGGCAAGCUUUCCAUGAUUGAGGUGGCAACUGAUGGUAGUGUCUUUGGGGUCAACUCUGCAGGCCAAGUGUCUACCAGAGACGGCAUCACAGCCAGUAAACCAGAGGGCACUGGAUGGAGCAAUGUCCCAAUGUGCAUGCAAAUGAAGCACGUGACCUACGACCUGGGACGUCUUUGGGUCGUCUCCAAGUCUGGCUUCACCAUGGUGUGCACACAUUAGCCUCUUCUCUGUAGCUGAAGGCCAUUUGCGAUCUGACAAGCUCAAUUGCUAACUCAUUGAUCUCUCUUUCUGGAACAGCCUUCUGCUUGAGAAUUGAGGACAUGAAUUCCUUCAUUUGAAAAAAACUAUAUAUUCUAUUCUUUUCUUGAUGACUCCUUGAUUAACACUUAGAGGUUUGCUAUGGCUGCUAUUGAUCGUAGCUUAAAAACAUGUACCUUCCAAUGUCAUCAAUAGAGUUGAUGUAAUCCUUGGCAUUGCUUAUUAUCUCAUAUUAUAUCAUCAUUUCCCACAAAUAAAGCAUUCAUUUUAAAACUAA
Molecule: messenger RNA, 1147 nt
Organism: Oncorhynchus masou masou (cherry salmon)
Lineage: Eukaryota; Metazoa; Chordata; Actinopteri; Salmoniformes; Salmonidae
Product: fish-egg lectin-like
Exons: 5
Coding region: 58-831 (257 amino acids)
Source: RefSeq, a predicted model, not a curated record